CAAAAGAAAAUAUACUUUCUCGAGUCUGUUUAAUAACGCAUACAAGUACGCAUGCUUGUAUCCAUACAUAUCAUAUUCAAAUCCAUGGAUCGGUUAUACGGCUUUAGCUACGGUCGCAUAACAUUUCACUGUAUACAUAGAUUUAAUUUGCUAACACGGUUCUAAGGAUUCGAAGAUGACAAACAAUGCAACUAUGGUACGAGAUUAAUAAUGGCGAAAUGUUAAUCGAUAAGUUUAAUAAGUGUGGAGGUAUGCACGUGCGCGUGUAGCGUGUGCGAAAGCCACAGCUACACAUGAGAAUACAACGUGGCUCCACCGCACGGUUAAGAUCCUUCUACGGGGCCCUUCUACGAGGGAAAACGAUGCAUUCCUUCUCGAACAAAUUUUCUCCGCGUCCAGCGCAAAGGCCAACAAUGGAGUUUGCGGGAGCCUGUCAGCGCGUGAGACUUCGCGAUUUUGUUUAGAGCAGAUUGUUUAUCGAGGCCGUUUACCGACACACCGACACGGCUGGUCCUCGUCGCUACCGAUCGGACAAUCGUAAACCGGGAGACAGUGAGAUCGCGAGCCAAUUAUCGCUUACGUGUGCGAGAAUGCAGGUCGUCCUCGUGUAGCGACAAUCGAGGAGCGAUUACGUGGAUAUCAUAAUGAUGAGGUGACACUGGUUCUGCCAUGCGGAACAGGUCAGUCAGCAUUAUUUUUGGCUCUCUUGUCCUAUGGGGUUUGAUUACAUACUUUCUAAUCUCUGAUCAGCCAGUGAACAAGGAAAGAGAUACAGCUAGAGUAUCCAAUCAAAUUAGUAAAUUGGAAAAGAGAGUGAAACAAGAGAUUGCACUGAAUCAGGAGCUUCUCCAGGACAUAAAAGAAGACAAGCAACGUAAGAAGAAGCUAAAUGUGAUAAACGCACAUACGGAUGCCAAUGAGAAACAAAAGGACAAAAAUGAUAUUGCCCAGGACAAGGUUUUACAUGAAAAAGAAAAGAUAGACGCCGAGAACAAUGACAAGAAUAAGCAAAAUUUGCAAGAAAAAUUGAUUCACUCGAGCAAAAUUCCUUAUAAUGUUCCUAACAAUGGAAAACUACCAGAUGGAUCUCCAAUAAUAGCAGUCUUAGUGUUUUCUUGCAAUCGUAUCACAGUACAAAGAUGUCUCGAUCAACUGAUCAAAUACAGACCCAGCAUAAAACAGUUUCCAAUUAUUGUUUCUGAAGAUUGUCAACAUCAUCAGACUGCCGAAGUUAUUGCCAGAUACGGAGAUCAAAUAAUGCAUAUACAGCAACCUGAUCAGUCAGAUAUCGAAGUACCACCGAAAGAGAAGAAGUUCAAAGGGUACUUUAAAAUUGCACGUCACUAUGGAUGGGCUCUCAAUCAUGUAUUCUUUCAACUUCGGUACAAUACUGUGAUAAUAGUGGAAGAUGAUUUGGAUAUAGCCCCAGACUUUUUUGAAUACUUCCUGGGCACAUAUCCCUUGUUAGUAUCCGAUAAUUCUCUGUGGUGUGUGUCGGCAUGGAAUGACAAUGGAAAAGCUGGUUUAGUCGAUGACAAUGCAGCCGAUGCGUUAUACAGGACCGACUUUUUUCCUGGUCUGGGUUGGAUGCUGACUCGUCAAUUGUGGACUGAACUGUCACCGAAAUGGCCCAAAUCAUACUGGGACGACUGGAUAAGACAACCCGAACAACGUCGCAACAGAGCAUGUAUUCGACCGGAAAUAUCCAGGACAAGAACAUUCGGUAAAACUGGUGUGAGCAAUGGAAUGUUCUAUGAGAGACAUUUAAAAUAUAUCAAGCUGAACACCGAAUACGUGCAUUUUACGAAGAUGAAUUUGACUUAUUUGUUGAAGGACAACUAUGAUAUAAAUUUUGUGAAUGAGGUGUAUCAAUCGACAGUGGUCAGUUUCUUGGAAUUAAAAAACGGAAAAGUAGUUGCGCCUGGUGCAGUGCGAAUACCUUAUUAUAGUCGUCAAGCGUAUAAAAUCACUGCCAAGCAGUUUGGAUUGAUGGACGAUUUUAGGAGUGGUGUGCCCAGAACAGGAUACCGGGGAGUAGUCACAUUUUUCUACAAGGGCAGGAGAGUACAUUUAGCACCCAGUCCGAAUUGGAAUGGUUACGACAUUACCUGGAGCUAACAGAGAAUCCGGCGCAACAGAGGGAUUUGUUAGAUCAUACGAGUUCAUUGCUUCCAUGACACGUUCGUCGAGAACCGAGAGUGAAUAUUUUCAUUGAACAAACACUCCCCCACGAACGUUCGUCUGCUUGUAAUUUUUCUUGUAGAAAACUUGUGAGCGAAAAAUUGAACCACAUACUGUUAAGUGAUAUGUGAGAGAUUUGCAUAGUGCCUCACUGUUUGUACUUGCAGUGCUAUGCAGAAGUGAGGUCUCCGGGUUAGCAGGCUAAUUGCUCGUUUUUGUACCCUGGAACAUUGUACUCGCAUAGCACUGUGUAUUAAGAUGUAAAAGGACUGAUAAAAGAGACUUUCAAUUAUUCGAGCAACCGGACAAGUAACGACGCUAUUCUGCAUUUCUAGUUAUUAUUUUCUUCCACUCUGAUUAACGUAUCUCUUCCAAAAACACGUUCAAAGACUGUUCUCCAAACUUAUUUCUGCUAAGAUGUAUGGCGUGAAGUUACUUUGAAACAAACGGUGAUAUAUGUGUAACACGGUUGCACGAAUAAUUUAGACUCUACCAUUAUGUACAUAAUGUUUAUAUUGUAUAUCACACGUGCAUAGUUUGUCAGCAAACAAUUUUUGGACUAAUUUUAUUCUCUGACCUACAUGGAGGAAGAUAGUCGCGUUAGUCCAGAAAUGAUGUUUCCGAUUGACUGUGUAUUUCGUGUGUGUUGCUCACGGGUAAUUACCGAAAACAAAAACAAACUCAAAGGUGCAAAUCUGCUGAAUUUAGAAAUGGUUAUUACCACGAAUUAUUGUUUCGAUUCGUACGGCAAGGCAAAGAAGAAUGCCGAUCAAUGUCGUCUUGUGCUUUCUUUGCCAUACAACGGUGAAGGAAUGUUCUAUUAAUAAAGAACAUGCGAAAGUGCUGGUAUUAACGAUACGAUUCAUUUGCGAGCGAUCGAGAAUUCCCAAAAUUUAAUGUUUCAAGUAAACACAUGCAUACACACCUAUAUCUUCCCUGAAAGAAUUCUUAUUUGUAGAUCAUUGUCCAACCACCUGUGAACAAUACUUUUUUCAUAAAUACAAUCUUUCAUCUUGCGACCAGUAAA
This is a messenger RNA of Megalopta genalis, 3208 nucleotides long. RefSeq names its product alpha-1,3-mannosyl-glycoprotein 2-beta-N-acetylglucosaminyltransferase (gene Mgat1). Gene Ontology annotation, molecular function: alpha-1,3-mannosylglycoprotein 2-beta-N-acetylglucosaminyltransferase activity. NCBI's taxonomy places the organism in Eukaryota, Metazoa, Arthropoda, Insecta, Hymenoptera, Halictidae. Gene Ontology annotation, cellular component: Golgi apparatus. Gene Ontology annotation, biological process: protein N-linked glycosylation. The record is from RefSeq and is a predicted model, not a curated record.